Molecule: messenger RNA, 8890 nt
Organism: Gossypium raimondii (Peruvian cotton)
Lineage: Eukaryota; Viridiplantae; Streptophyta; Magnoliopsida; Malvales; Malvaceae
Product: trans-Golgi network-localized SYP41-interacting protein 1
Exons: 9
Coding region: 275-8629 (2784 amino acids)
Source: RefSeq, a predicted model, not a curated record
ACAUGUGAAAAUUUGCGGAAUUAGACAUUUCACCAGCACAGGAUUUUGAGAAGUUUGCGUUAGAUCCAAGUGAUAAUCAAAAAACCAACACCAACAAACCAUACGUACGCUACACAAAUGCACCCUCGCCAAUACUAAAUAGCAAUAUCCACCCUCCUUCACGGCGCCACAUUUUAUCAACCAGAUCUCGCCAUUUCCAGAUCCUGAUGGUGGUUGAGACUCGGUUUUGAUUUCUAAAAGGAUCAGAGUGGGGGGCAAAAUUGGAGCGGAUCGGAUGGAGAAGAAUAAGAACCGUACUGAUCUGCUCACUGCCGGACGGAAAAAGCUUCAACAAUUUCGUCAGAAAAAGGAUGGUAAAGGAAGUAGCAGUAAAGGAAAAUCUUCUAAAAAAUCUAAAAAACCUGAGCAGCAUGGAUCUGAUAGUGAUUCAACAAACCUGGUUGCCAAACAAACAGCCUUGCUGCAGGUUUCUGAAGGGGAAACCACAGCUGGUGACUCAACAGUGUCACAGUCUGCUGAGAAGAGUUCAUUGCCUUCUGGGCUCGAUACUGCAGCAUUUGUUUCACCAGUAGAGUCUAUUGUGUCUGAGGAGACAGGUAACAUCGAGACUCUAGCAGCCCAUAAUGAUGGAUUACCUGCUGAGGUGGUCACACUUGUUGAUUUUUCAGUCCCAAAUGGAGAGCAAAGUACUCAGACUGUUGAUAGUAUGACGAGCACAGAAAUACGUUCCUCAAGCACAGAUAUCCCAGUUUUGAAGGGGGAAAUAAAGCAUUAUAAUGUGCUACAUCCUUCUGCUUCAGUUGAUACCAAAGAGGGGACAGUGGUCAACAAGGAAAUGGGGCAAAAUUCACUGCUUUCAGCAGAUGAUUUGCCUGAUAACUACUUGUCUCAAGCAAGGGGAGAUCGGAUAACAGAUGUAGGUGCAAUGCAGGAAACUGAUGGUUUGGGGAUGAACCAGCUUGAUAGAGGUGGUGAAACAAAGUUUGAAUUUGAUGGUAGGCUUACUUUGUCUGAGCAUGGUGAAUGUGAUGAACCUCUUGAAGGGGCUACUCCAGGAAUAACUAGCAUGGAGGGGGCAUCCAAUGAGACAGAGGAGGCCAUUAGCAGAGAUGCUAGCAUUGUAUCUACUGGGGCAUCUAGCAGUUCCUGGGCAGAUGGAAGUUUGGCUGCUAGUUCUCAAUUGACAAAUGAACAGGCCCCAGAUGUAAUACCUUAUUCACCUGUCAAAGAAGAACAAGAAAUGUGUCCUUCAUUUUCUGAUUACGGUGAGGGCAAGAGUUUAGAAGGAAAUCAACAAUACUUACCAGAGGUCUCCUUUGUGUCUGAAGAUCUAGGUCAUGAAAGAUCUCUUCAGAUGACAGGAUUGAUUUCAUCAAAUCUGAUUCUGUCUCUUGCCAGAGGUGGUACUCCAGUCAAACUCUCUCAGCUAGUAGAGGCGAUAAGAAGUCUUGAUGAAGAUGAAUAUAGUCUUUUGCUGAACUCUCACGAAUCGGUUUCCCUUGAAAUAAUUGGGACCGAUAAUCUAUCACCUUCCUACCAUCCAGAUAUAUUCGAGAAAUUAAAAGAGGAGUUGUAUCUCACAAGUUUUUCAAAAGAUAUAUUUUACUUAAAGCUUUCUGAGCUGUCAGAUCUGCAUAUGGAAUCUGAACGGCGUUGUCAUCAGCUUCUUGAUGAAAUAUCUCUUCUUCAUUCUUCCAUCAACAAGGUUCAUGAGACGAAUGCCUGCCUUGGAGAAGAGCUAGCACAAUGUAGGUCUGAACUCCAGAUUUCUGGAAGUGGAAGGGAGGAGUUGCAGAACGAACUUAAUACUGCUUUGUUGCAAAUUGAGGAAUUUUCUUCUAGAGCAAAUGAGUUGCAGAGCAGCCUGGUAAGGUCACAAGAGGAUUUAACAAGCCUUUUUUCUGAAUUGUCUGAGUACAAGAAUCAGGUGGCCACUUUACAGGCAGAUAAUGUGAACUUGAAUAGGACUGUUGAUUCUCUGACUGAUGAGAGAAGCACACUUGCACAGGAAAAGGAAUCUUCUCUCCUUGAGAAUGAAAAACUGUUACUGGAGUUAGCUAGAUACAAGGACUUGGUGAUAACUUCCCAGGUGGAGAGUGAGCAGUUAAACAUGAAUCUUGCUUCGCUGACAGAGGAGAGAAAGGUACUUGUGGAUGAGAAAAUGUUGUCCCUUCAGGAAAAUGAGAAGCUACGGACAGAAUUAGCUGAUUGCAAGAGCUUGAUUUCAACUUUACAGGUGGAACAUGCUAACAUAAUCAAUCUUGCUAUAAUGUCGGAAGAAAGAAUAAAGCUUGAAGAAGAGGAGUUGCUUGCACAAGGGAAAGAGAAAGCUGCUCUUGAUUUGGAAGAGUGUAAAGAUUUGUUGGCUUCUUUACAACUUGAAAAAUCCAAAUUGAAUGGUGAACUUGCUUUUGUUACAGAGGAGAGAAAGAAGCUUGAGGAGGACAAGGAUUAUUUCAUCCAUGAGAAUGAGAGCCUUGCUUCUGAGCUCCUUGUUCUUCAAGAGCAGUUAACUAGACAGAAUGGGGAACAGAUGCAACUUGAGGCUGAACUAAAAGUAUUAACAGUACGCCUAGAGAAGCUAAUGGAGGAAAAUAGUUUUCUCAAUGCCAGUUUGGAUGUGCAUAAGGCCAAGUUAGUGGAAACUGAUAGUAGGGGAAACCAGAAUAUUGAAGGCGGGAGUCAAGUAAAAGGUCUGGGUGUGAGUAGGGAGGUCCUUGAAAAUGCUGCCAACUAUGAACCUUCCUGCCUUAUACCUUUGAAGCAGGAUCCUGACGAAUCUACUGUGGUAUUGGAGAAACCUGGACCUAAUGAUGUUGGUGGGUCAUCACUUGUGCUGCUUGAACAGGAAGUGUUUGAUGAUUCUUCUGGUUUUCUAGUCCUGAAGGGACACUUGAAGGAGGCUGAGAGAAUAUUGCAAAACCUUGAAAUGACAAUUGAACAGAUGCACUCUCAUUCAGUCUCAUUACAGCACUCCAUCAGUAAAUCAGCUGCACCAGGAGUAUCAAAUCUAACUAAAGCCUCUGAACGGCAGGUGCAUCAUGAUGAACCUGAGGUUGAGAGGAGAGAUUUGCCUGAAUAUCAGUUACUGGGAGACCUGUUUAAUUCAACUAAAGACGUAACAGAAAAUUUAAGAGCUGUGCUUAAGCUCUUGGGUCAAGAUGCUGAUGAUGCCAGUUUUCUUUGUAGAGGAGAGAGGGAUUGUAGAAAAUCUGCUAGUUUCACAUUUCAAGAGCACAGGGUUCUACAUGAAACUUUGAAGGAAUACAGCGAUAUUCUCCACGCAUCCAACAUUGAACUGGGGGUUCUGUAUGAAGCUUCUAAGCAACAUGCUUAUGGCAUUGAAGCUAAGUACAAUGAACUUAAGGUUCUCCAUGAAGCUCUAAAGCAGCAAGAAAGUAGCCUCAGUUCGGAAAAUGCUGAGCUUGGCAAGAAGUUGAGUGAGUAUCUGUUGAAACUUACUGAAAUGCAGAGUCAAUUCUCUGAUUUAAAGCAAAGGUCAGAUGAUACUACUUCUGCUUUAAAUCAACAGUUCAAAAAUUCACAGAAGGAAGCAGCUGAGAGGGCUUUGAUGCCUGAACUAGAAUCGAGAUCUAUGGUUACUCAGAUUGUGGAGACAGUCAGGAGACUCGAUUUGUCUGUUGGACAAGUUUCCAACUUCAGCUUCUCAGAUAACAGCAGUGAUAUCUCAGAUCUGAAUAGCCAGCUUGCUACUUCUGUUGAUUCUGCCAUUAACAAUAUCCGAGAGCUACAAGAGCAACUAGAAAUUGCUCAUGCGGGUCAUGAUGCAAUAUUGAAUUCAUACAAAGAAGUAGAUGAGAAGUAUAAUGAUUUGCAUAGGAAUAAUGAAUUCAUGGUAGGGAUGCUACAUGAAUUGUACAAUGAUCUGAAGAAACUUGUGAUUGAUUCAUGCGUUUUGGUGGGUGAGCCUGAAAUGAAUACGCAAGUUGAGAAGCUGGCUGAUCCCUUAGACUACAGCAAGUAUAAGAUCUUCAUUGAACAACUGGAGAAUGUUUUGGGUGAAAGGCUCCAGCUCCAGUCUGUUAAUGACCAGCUGAAUUUAGAAAUGAUGAAUAGGACAAGAGACGUUGUGGAAAUGAGCAGAGAAUGCCUUCAUUCUAAUGCCAUUCAAAAGCUUAUUGAACAGGUUGAGAAUGUUGUAAAACUGGACGACUCUGAGACUGACUCAGAUAGAACUCCUGGUUCCCACCUUGAAUUGUUAGUUUGUUUGCUUGUCAAGAAAUACAAAGACAUUGAUCAACAGGUGAGUAAUCGUGGAGAGGAUCUUGGAUCUAAGAUGAUUGGGUUGACAGAAGUAGAGGAAAAGAUACAUCAGUUAGAUGCCUUGAGACUUCAGCAGGAAUUUGAAAUCCUCACUCUGAAAGAAAGUUUGCGCCAGAAAGAAGAAGCCCUUCAGACUGCACAUUCUGAGUUACUGAAAAAAGUAAGCGAAAUUGAACAGUCAGAACAGCGGGUAUCUUCUGUUAGGGAGAAGCUUAGCAUUGCUGUGGCAAAGGGGAAAGGUUUGGUGGUGCAGCGUGACGGUCUUAAGCAGUCACUUGCAGAGACAUCUGCUGAACUAGAGAGACUCUCACAGGAAUUACAGGUAAAAGAUGCCCAGCUUCAGGAGUUAGAAAUAAAACUGAAGACUUACUCGGAGGCAGGUGAGCGUGUGGAAGCUUUGGAAUCUGAACUUUCAUACAUUCGCAAUUCAGCUACUGCAUUAAGAGAAUCAUUUCUUCUCAAAGACUCUGUACUGCAGAGAAUUGAAGAGAUUUUAGAAGACUUAGACCUGCCUGAGCAUUUCCAUUCUAGAGAUAUCAUUGAAAAGGUUGAUUGGUUAGCAAGGUCCACCACUGAUAAUUCUUUGCCUGCCCCAGAUUGGGAGCAGAAAAGUUCUGUUGUAGGCUCGUACUCUGAUGCGGGUUUUGUCACUGUUGAUACCUGGAAAGAAGAUGCACAACCAACCUUAUCUUCAGGGGAUGACUGGAGAAGAAAAUAUGAGGACCUUGAGAGCAAGUUUUAUGGGUUGGCAGAACAAAAUGAAAUGCUGGAACAGUCCUUGAUGGAAAGAAACCACUUGGUGCAAAGAUGGGAGGAACUUUUGGGCAGAAUUGAUAUGCCUUCACAGAUGCGGUCCAUGGAACCCGAGGAAAAGAUUGAAUGGCUAGGUGGGGCACUUUCAGAGGCUAAUCAUGAUAAAAAUUCUUUGCAGAAGAAGAUUGAUGACCUUCAAAAUUAUUUUGGGUCAGUAGCUGCUGAUUUGGAAGAGUCUGAAAAGAGAAUAUCAAAUCUUGAGUCAGACCUUCAAUCAGUUGCCCUUGAGAGGGAGCACCUUUCUGAAAGAUUGGAUGCUUUGACAUCUGAUAAUCAUAACCUUGCAGCAAAGGCAACUCAAUUUGAAGUUGAGAAUGAAAAACUUCAGAUUAAAGUUAGUGGUUUGAAGGAAGAAUUGGAUAAGAGGAUUGAGGAAGAGGAGGAGAAUCUUCUCAAGAUGGAGGGUGAAAUAAGGAGAUUGCAGUACUUGGUUUGUGAUGUGUUAGAGGAUCCUGAAGCAAAAGAUUUGGGUUCUGGUGGCAGUAGUACUGCAUCCUUAGAAGGAUUACUGAAGAAGCUUAUAGAGAAUUACACUAAUCUCAAGUCUGUGAAUCCUGAACCUGUGGAUAUUGAAAUCAACCAGACCAAGCUAUGUGAUCCAACCCUUGAUCAAGCUGAAAGCAGAGAUGCUCUAACUGGCCAGGAGGAUGUAGCUUCUUUGAAAAAAGAACUGGAGGAAGUGCAGCAUGACUUGAUGCAAGUGAAGGAGGAAAGAGAUGAAUACUUCGGAAAGCAUCAAUCUUUGCUUCAUGAAGUUCAAGCACUUGAAAGGAAAGGGGAGGAGUUGCAAGGGCUACUUAAUCAAGAAGAGCAGAAGUCAGCUUCUGUGAGAGAAAAGUUAAAUGUUGCUGUUAGAAAAGGGAAAUCUUUGGUGCAACAACGGGACGGUCUGAAGAAAACAAUUGAAGAGAUGAAUGCUGAGCUGGGGCGCUUGAAAUCUGAGCUUAGCAACCAGGAAAAUGCUCUGGCUGAUUAUGAACUAAAGAUGAGGGACUUCUCCACUUACCCCAAAAGAGUAGAAGCCUUAGAAGCUGACAAUUUGUUCUUGAGGAAUCAUUUGACAGAAACCGAACGCAUGUUGGAGGAGAAAAGACAUACUUUAAAUGGGAUAUUAAAUGCAAUAGCUGACAUUGAUGCUGGUGUUGAAAUUGACACCUUUGAUCCAGUGGAGAAGUUGGGACAAAUUGGGAAAGUGUGCCAUGAUUUGCAUGCAUCUGUGUCAUCUUCUAAACAAGAGUCGCAGAAGUCCAAGAGAGCUGCAGAGCUACUGCUUGCAGAGUUGAAUGAAGUUCAAGAGAGAAAUGAUGGUCUUCAGGAAGAUCUAGCCAAAAUUUCGGUUGAGCUUACAGAAGUCAUGAAGGAUAGGGAGGUUGCAGAGGCUGCAAAACUUGAAGUUCUUUCACGGCUUGAAGAGUUAUCUACAGUUCACUCUGAAGGAAAAAGAAAACAGUAUUCUGAAUUAAUGAUGCUACAAUCCUGUGUGAAUGAAGUCACAAAGGGCUUCAAUGAUAUUCAAAAUCUACUUUGCAGUACUUUUAUGAAGGACUUGGAAUUUUUGCAAAAUUUGGAGGUUAACAUUAAGUCGUGCUUGGAAGGGGAUGAUGCCCAAGAUGUGGCUGGCUUGCCAUACAGUAUCUCCAGUGAUUUAGAGGACAAGGUGAACUUUCAAUCCACAGAUACUUCAUCAAUUGCCAAUAUACAGGAACCUGUGGAUGACAAUGCUAUAGUUGAAGUUUGCAGUUCAAUCUGGCAUCACCUGCAGGAUUUGACAACUGAAAUUACUGCACUCAAAGAAAAGUUCAUUGGGUGCUCAAAAUCAUUACAUGAACAAGGUUACAGUCUAUGGAAUUUAGUGGGAAUCUUGCAUGGAGAGAGAAAUUCUCAGAAAGAAUCUUUUGAAGCUAUGAGGAGGAAUAUUAUGCAUUUAGAAUCAAUUGGGAAAGAGAAAGACAUGGAGAUGGUUGUCUUGAGAAGGAAUGUUGGCUUGCUUUAUGAAGCUUGUGCUAAUUUGGUCUUGGAAAUUGAAAAUGGAAAAGCCGAGCUGUUAGGAAAUAGUUCAACUACUGCAGAUCUGGAAUUAGCUGGAGCACUUGCACUUGGCGGACAAAACAGAGUUUUGUCUGAGGAACAAAUCAAGACUAUGGCUGAUAAACUUUUAUCAACAAUGAAAGAUUUUUUGAGCAUGCAAUAUCAAAUUGCUGAAGGAAGCCAAAGGGAGAUGAAAAUUACUGUAGAAAAUUUACGGAAAGAGCUUCAGGAGAAGGACAUCCAAAAAGAUCAGAUAUGCGCGGAGCUUGUUGGUCAAACUAAGUUAGCUGAAGCUGCUGCCAUGAAUUACUCACGAGAUCUUCAAUUGUCAAGAACACUGGUGCAUGAUUUGGAAAAAGAACUGGAAGUGGUGAAGGAAGAAAAUAAGUCAUUGCAGCAGAGAGUAAAAGAACUGCAGGAUGUGCAAGCCAACUCAGUGGAAUUGCAUGAUAGAGUCAAAUCACUGACAGAUGUGUUAUCAUCCAAAGACCAAGAAAUCGAGGCCCUUAUGCAAGCACUUGAUGAGGAGGAGGUCCAAAUGGAAGAGUUGACAAAAAAGAACGAGGAACUAGAAAAAGUCCUGCAACAGAAGAACAUAGAUUUAGAGAACCUUGAGGCUUCUCAAGGGAAGGUUGUGAAAAAGCUUUCCAUCACUGUGAGCAAGUUUGAUGAGCUUCGUGAUCUAUCGCAAAGUCUUCUUACCAAGAUUGAACAGCUUCAAUCAGAACUACAAGAUCGGGAUGCUGAGAUUUCCUUCUUAAGACAAGAGGUCACCAGAUGCACCGAUGAUCUUCUUGCUGCAUCACAAAUGAGCUCUAAAAGAGAAUCAAAUGAGAUACAUGAGUUUUUGACUUGGUUUGAGGGAAUUGUUUCUUGUGUUGGGUUACCCCAUCUGCAUUUUGAUAUGAAGGACAUUCAGGUGCCUGAAUACAAGGAAAUAAUACAGAAAAAGCUUAGCUCUAUUACAUCUGAACUUGAGGACCUACGUGUGGCUGCACAAAGUAGGGAUGAAUUGUUGCAAGCAGAACGGACUAAAGUGGAGGAGCUAACACGCAUGGAGGAAACCCUCAAGAAGACUUUGCAAGAGAAAGAAUCCCUAUUAAAUUUGCUUGAAGGUGCAGGAGAUGUGGAUCAUGCAGCUAGUGCAAACUCUGAAAUUGUGCAAGUUGAACCUGUGAUAAACAAGUGGGCUGUACCAGGGACCUCCACGGCUUCCCAAGUUCGUAGUUUGCGUAAAGUCAAUAAUGAUCAAGUUGCUAUUCAUAUAGAUUCAGAUGAUGUUAGUAAUACUAGGUUAGAAGAUGAAGAUGAAGAUAAAGUUCAUGGUUUCAAAUCACUUACCACAUCAAGAAUUGUUCCAAGGUUUACAAGACCAGUAUCUGACAUGAUAGAUGGCUUAUGGGUUUCUUGUGAUCGGGCACUCAUGCGACAACCUGCCUUACGGCUUGCCAUUAUGAUCUAUUGGGCUAUAUUGCAUUCACUGUUAGCAGCUUUUGUAUUUUGACGAGCCAAACCCGGUAGCGGCCAUUUUCUCUGAUGGUUAUCUACUAGUUUGUGUCGAAAGGAGUGGCAACCAUGAAUGCGUACUUGGUCCAUAAUCAUUUUAUUAUUAUCAUUAUUCUUUUAUUUUUCCUUUGUAAAACAUGGUCCAUUAAUUGAUUAUUUAGAUAAACCAGGCAACUUUGAUUUGCCCUUUUUAUUUGUAUGCAUCUCAGGUUGCUCGGUUAUGUCGUUGAAUAAGAAAAAUCCUUUUGUUACCCAUUAA